AACAAUAUACAAAUUGAAAAUUGUAUGUACAGGUAUAUUACAAUAGACAGUUUUGUAUGUACAGGUAUAUUAUGUGCAAAGUGUAUAAACAGUGUUGUGUGUUCCACAGAUUUUCUCAAGACUUUUUGUGAUGACGAAAGAAACUGAUCCUGUGCCUGGCCCUUCUGGUGCGCAGUGCUCUGUAGCGUCGACCAGUCAGCAACAGUUCAAAGAGUCCUCAGAAGAUGUAGAAGUGUUCACACCAGAAUUGAGAGAUGAUGAAGACAAACUCAAGAAUACAUACAGGUUUGUGUGUGCACAUGCUGGUCAGUUUCAGUGCAGUCUGACUAACCUUGUGUUUGUGAUGGAGGGUGAAGGAGAGGUGCUGUAUAGAGUUGACUCAUAGGAUCCUCAAUUGUUAGAUGGUUUGGGUCAGAUGCAGCCUGCAGGACCCUUGUACAACAUUGACUGUUUUAAUGGUUCACUCUCAGGAUUGCACUUUCCUCACUGUGAAAUACUCUCUGAGAAAAACAAAGACAUCUUGGCUGUAGCGCAUUUCACUGGUGGUAAUGUAGAAAUAAUGAAGCCUCUUAAAGUGACUGAAAGUCGUGUGAUGAUUGACAUCAGAGAUCUCUCCCUCUUCGGGCUCAUAAGAAGGAUUAUCUUCUCCUUCCCCGUGUUUGUCCAAGUGAUUAUCUUUGUACGACCAAUAACUAUGGCACAAAGAGAAAACAUACUGGAUGUUCAUUUGCUCCCGUGGAACGUUCCACUGUCAAAGGUCCAGGGCCAGCACAAAGAGAGUACACACAUUAAAACCAGUUCAACAUGCGUUCUCGCCCCAGGAUCAGAAUACAGUCUGUGUUGUCAACCAGAAGUAUCUACAGUGCAGCCAGAGACUGAGAGGUUUCAGUGUAAUUUUGAUUGUCCAAACUAUCAUCCGACCUUUGAAGUGUUUGUAAAUUUCAACACUAAGGAGAUCAGACUGAGUAUUUUGGAUAGAACAGGAAGGGAAGUAUGGUUUCCACGACGAAUCAUCAUCCCAUGAAUGAAUUACAGAUGUUGCUUGCAUAACUUUUUAACACAUUGUAAUGCUCGUUACAAAAUAAAAUUAAUGUCAGAGAUUGAAUAUUUAACAACCUACGCUGUUAUACACCUUUUACACUAAUUUUGAAGAUUAUUGGAUUACAGGAAAAUACUAUUUCAGUCUUUCUACUUAAAAAGUUUCACAUUGAGUUCAGUGUUAGUUGCCAUUUCUUUACAAUAAUAUAUGCUGGCAAUUACUGAGUGAAAUUUGUUUCCUAGCCCUAAAGUAAAUCCUACUCAGUGUAAUCAGUAAUUCUUUAGCAAUUUUUAAAGUUGGACACUUAGGUGAUCAAUAUAGAUUAAACCCUUGAUGAGCAUUUUAUUUAGCCCAUUGUACAAAA
Messenger RNA from Onychostoma macrolepis, 1403 nucleotides. RefSeq lists its product as uncharacterized. The record is from RefSeq and is a predicted model, not a curated record. Lineage: Eukaryota; Metazoa; Chordata; Actinopteri; Cypriniformes; Cyprinidae.